AUGCCUUGCCUUGUGGAGGACUCUUGGAUCAAUGGCCAGGCAGCGAGUCACGAUGUCUCCGAGCUCGAGGACUGCGCGAUAGCCAUUGAUGCGACAUACUACCUUCAGCUCUUCCUCGAUACCCCUCCUUUCCACGAACCGCUCCUGCCCGCCCUUGGUGGCAUGACUGGCAUUGAGUACCAUCUCCGAGCCGAUAUCGAGCAAUGGAAGGCGCACAAGAUUGUACCCUUCUUCAUCUUUGACGGACAGUCUGUGACCGGUCAAGAGGAGGUCGCUGUUCAGCGAGGCCGAAUUGCCAACCAGAAGACGGACGAAGCUUGGAACCUAUACUUCAACAGCCACGCACAGAAAGCUGUCGACGCGUUCGGCGCCAACAGCGGCGCCUUUCGCAUCCAGAACCUCUAUCCCUUGCUGAAGUCUAUCCUGAAGGACAACGAUCUGCAUUUUCUUGUGCCCCCUUACAACGCCUCCGCUCAGCUCGCCCACUUCGACAUGAUCGACUCGGACCAAUGCGCCGCUGUUAUGGGCUCACAGGAGCUGAUCCUGUAUCCGAUCAAGGACACCUUGAUUCGCACGAUAGACUGGGAGGCAAAGACCGUCACAUCGUUAUCCAAGAAGCACCUAGUGCGGUCACUGAACAUUAGUGAAGGCAUGCUGAGCGAUGCUCUCCUCAUGACCGGAACCUCCUUCCUACCGCCCUUCCCUCCACUCCUGGAUACAUCACUCAACCCACGCCAACCUUUUACUAUCAACGAUGCUGUCAACCUUCUUAGAGCGUCGGAGAAAUCUGUUCAAUCAGCUUGCAGCUCCUAUGGUGACAUUCUCAAGUCGAAGGAUCCCAACUGGCUGGGCAAGUACAGACAAGCCAAGAUGGCUGUCAAUCACUUCAUCUACAUUUCCGAAGAGGGUGAGAUCAAAGUAAACGACUUUGACCACAUCACGAACGAUAACCACGAAUACCUUGGUCUUCAGCUUCCUGGAGAGUUGUUCCACUAUCUUAACACUGGUCUCAUCGGCUCGCGCGUUCUCGACUAUAUAACACAUAGCCGUAUCGUCGUUACGCCUACGCUGGAUGGUGUUGCUUCAGAACAGUACAGGAAGCUGGUCACCAGCCAGCUCGUUCCUCUCAAGGAGCAGAGCAUCGCCCUCCUGAUACCCAGACUUCAUCGCGGUCUCCAGCACAACGCCAUCACCAUGAAGGUAUGGUUUGAUGACAACUUUUCGUAUAAAAUCAACAAGUCUCUGCAGCCAUCACCAUCUCAGCGUGCCGCCACAUGGGACGUGAAGGAAAGUACCUUCAAGGCUGUCGCCGAUGAUGUCGCUGAUCCCCCCGGCUCCAUCGCGUUUGAGAUUUUGGCACUCUUGUUCGAAGAUUUUGUCAAAGGCACUUUUCCUAAAGAGAAGAAGCGUAUUGGAGGCAUCGAUUCUGUUCAGAAUAUCACGGCGGUUGCUAACUGGAGAUUCCUCCAUCUCCGCGGUUACGUGGAUGAUUCGCACACGUUGACGAACUGGGGUAACGCGGUUGCUAGCGCAAUUUGGGCGAUGAAGGACUCACUCAAAGAUUUGCAGGUUCCUGAUGGUCUAAAUAUAUUCGAGGCUAUCCUGAAUGCAUUCGAGCUCAUCAGACACGAUGUGCUCAACUCGGGCCAUCGACACGAGGAGCUGAAUGGCGCGCCAAUGACUGGCAGUGACGAAGACAAGGCGAGCAUUCUUCUCAUCAGCCGAUGCGCCUCGCUAUUGAAGCUUCGGCACGAGUCCAACGGUUAUACCGGACCGCUCAACAAGAACCUUCUCCUGUUCCGGUCACUUUCGACCGCUGUGCGUGAGGCGGAUCGAGACCUCGUUGAAGCAAUCGUGGCGUCCAUGUUCCUUUACGCACAGUCUAAGAGAGAUCGCGACGAUUACCUGCAAAUCAGCCAGACCUUGCCCUUCCUUCACAACCCCGAUAUUGCUCUCGGCAUCGCGGUGAAGACACUCAUGGACGAACUUCCCGCUAGUGAGAGCGUUGAGAAGCGACAAACCAGGAUUGAGGAUUUUCCCGGAAAGUUCUUCCCUUUCGCUACCAACUUCAAGGAGGAUAUACAACUUGCAUUUGUCUUCUUCGAAGCCAUCCACAAAGGAGUGCAGACGCUUGACAAGGAGGUGUCGGCGGCGGAUAAGGCUGUAUGGUCAACAGCGAGCAAGUACCUGGACCAGAGGCGGUUUUAG
Molecule: messenger RNA, 2208 nt
Organism: Colletotrichum orchidophilum
Lineage: Eukaryota; Fungi; Ascomycota; Sordariomycetes; Glomerellales; Glomerellaceae
Product: XPG domain-containing protein
Exons: 6
Coding region: 1-2208 (735 amino acids)
Source: RefSeq, a predicted model, not a curated record